Molecule: messenger RNA, 2591 nt
Organism: Papilio polytes (common Mormon)
Lineage: Eukaryota; Metazoa; Arthropoda; Insecta; Lepidoptera; Papilionidae
Product: phenoloxidase subunit 1-like
Exons: 15
Coding region: 120-2330 (736 amino acids)
Molecular function (GO): oxidoreductase activity
Source: RefSeq, a predicted model, not a curated record
UCGGUUGUUACAUUAUUAGUCGAGAAUAAGUUUCCGACUGACUGUCUUUCGGAGCAUUGUCAACUUUAUUUGAGUAUUUUUUUAAAAUAAUUCAUCCAGGAAUUGUUCAGCUAAUCAAAAUGGCCGAUUCAAAACAAAACCUUUUACUUUUCUUCGACCGUCCAAGGGAGCCAUGCUUCAUGCAAAAGGGGGAGGACAAAUCCACCUUCCAGAUACCUGAUAAUUUUUACCCAGAUAAAUACAAGGCGGUUAGCAAUACACUCGCUAAUCGUUUCGGUGCUGAUGCAAAAUCAAUCCCGGUGAAUGAGAUAGCAUUGCCGAAUCUCCAGCUGCCGAUGGAGCUGCCGUUCAGCGAUCAGUUCUCUCUAUUCGUUCCCAAGCAUAGGAAAAUGGCGGGAAAACUUAUUGACAUAUUCAUGGGUAUGAGAAACGUUCAAGAUUUGAUAUCGAUUUGUUCAUACUGUCAGCUACGUAUCAACCCUUAUAUGUUCAACUAUUGUCUUUCCGUUGCUAUUUUACACAGACCUGAUACUAAGGGUUUAAAUAUCCCAACUUUUGCGGAGACAUUUCCUGACAAGUUUAUGGACCCUAAAGUCUUCCGCCGCGCACGAGAGGUCAGCACCGUUGUUACUUCAGGCGUGAAGAUGCCAAUAACAAUUCCUUUGAACUACACCGCGUCGCCGUCAGAACCGGAGCAGCGUGUAGCAUACUUCCGCGAAGAUAUAGGCAUCAACCUUCACCAUUGGCACUGGCAUCUGGUCUAUCCAUUUGAUGCUGCAGACCGCUCGGUUGUCAACAAGGACAGGAGGGGAGAACUCUUUUAUUACAUGCAUCAACAAAUCAUUGCCAGAUACAAUACAGAACGUCUGUGCAAUAAUUUGGGAAGAGUAAAACGUUUCAAAAAUUUUAGAGAGCCGAUUGAAGAAGGUUACUUCCCUAAAAUGGACUUGCAAGUGGCCAGUCGAUCUAUACCACCCAGAUUCGAAAAUUCAAUAAUUCGGGACUUAGACAGACCAGUCGAUCAAAUCAGGAUCGAAGUAUCAGAACUGGAGACAUGGAGAGAUCGUUAUCUUGAAGCUAUAAACAACAAUGCGAUUUUACUGCCGAACGGCCGUCAAAUGACAUUGGAUGAAACAAAGGGGAUAGAUGUACUCGGUAACUUAAUGGAAUCCUCAGUCCUCAGCCCUAAUAGAGUGUAUUACGGAGAUCUACAUAACAUGGGCCACGUGUUUAUUUCGUACUGUCACGACCCUGACCAUCGUAACUUGGAACAAUUUGGAGUGAUGGGGGAUUCGGCGACAGCUAUGAGAGAUCCUAUAUUCUAUCGCUGGCACGCGUAUGUUGAUGACAUUUUUAACAUGUACAAGAGCAAAUUACCGGCUUAUGGUGACGAUAAGUUGGAUUUCCCUGGUAUUCGCGUGUCAUCUGUCAGUAUUGAGAGUCCUGCGGGCGCUAACACGUUGGCAACUCAAUGGGAACAAAGUACAGUGGAACUGAGCCGUGGUCUGGACUUCACGCCGCGUGGCAGCGUGUUAGCUCGCUUCACUCAUUUACAACAUGAUGAAUUCGUUUACGUUAUCGAUGUCAAUAAUACCCUCGGACAAGCAGCCACGGGAACUGUUCGUAUAUUUAUGGCACCAACUGUCGACGAGAAUGGCGCACCUUUGCCUUUCGAGGAUCAGAGACGUCUAAUGAUUGAAUUGGACAAGUUUACACAACCACUGAAUGCGGGCACAAACACAAUCCGUCGUAGGAGUGUUGAAUCUUCAGUAACUAUUCCCUACGAGCGUACAUUCCGCGACCAGUCUGCACGUCCAGGUAGCGCGGGCAGCGCGCAGGCCGCACAGUUCGACUUCUGCGGCUGCGGCUGGCCGCACCACAUGCUCAUACCCAAAGGAACACCCCAAGGAUACCCUGUAGUCCUCUUCGCUAUGGUCACCAAUUGGGAUGAAGAUAAGAUCGAUCAAGAUUUAGUAGGAACGUGUAACGAUGCGGCUGCGUACUGCGGCAUCCGAGACCGGCUCUACCCGGACAGGCGUCCUAUGGGAUUCCCCUUCGACCGGCCCGCGCCUGCCGCCAUACUACAAGACUUCCUCAAACCGAACAUGGCGGUCAGACAAUGCAGCAUUCGUUUCACCGACGCCACUCGGAUACGUACACAGCAAGGAUCAACACCAAGCGGUAAUGCUCAGCCGUGUGGAUGCCAGAAGGAAUAUACUCCGAAGGAAAUUGACCAAAUAAUACGAAAGCCAUAUUAUUUUAAUAAAAAUCAGACUAAAUACUGUCCACAUUACAUAUUUUCACAGAUUAAAAAAAAUAAUAAACCCUAGUUUUUAACUUUGUCUUUUAAAUCAGAGAUAAAAAAAAAUUGAAUCUAUUCAUCAUUUGUUUCUAAUGUUCUUAAUGUUUAUUAAAAUAAGAGUAUUGUAAUAAAAAUAAAUUUAAUUAUUAAGUUUUAAGUACUGAACAUAAAAGCAGUAUUUUUGGUACUUAUUAAUUUUAAUACGGGUCAUAUUUAGAUGUAGUUCUGUCAAUAAGUUGUAUUUUAUUUUUUUUCUAUUUAUAAGACAUAAUAAAUAAAGUCUUUCUUA